Messenger RNA from Dermatophagoides farinae (American house dust mite), 2205 nucleotides. RefSeq names its product pyruvate dehydrogenase [acetyl-transferring]-phosphatase 1, mitochondrial-like. Lineage: Eukaryota; Metazoa; Arthropoda; Arachnida; Sarcoptiformes; Pyroglyphidae. Gene Ontology annotation, biological process: protein dephosphorylation. The record is from RefSeq and is a predicted model, not a curated record. Gene Ontology annotation, cellular component: mitochondrion. Gene Ontology annotation, molecular function: cation binding; [pyruvate dehydrogenase (acetyl-transferring)]-phosphatase activity.
UUGUUCGGUCGACCGCCAAACAUCAGCUGUAGGUUCAAUGUGUUUUUUUUAAUCUUGAUUUCAAAAAAAAAAUUCAACCAAGAUCCAUAGGAUCUAUCUAUAGAUGGAACAUGCUGCCAACAUUGGUGACAAGGACAUUACAUUUCGAUAUUAUUAUAAAGUUUUAUAUUCAAAAUCGAUUGCCGAUUAUUUGAUCUUGUCGAUCAAACACGAUGGUCAUUACAAUGCACAACAAUAUCGAUGUCUGGCAUCAUCGUUUUUCCGUAAUCCAAGAAAGAUAGAAUCAUAUUUCAGUGCAAUAGGAGGCGAAUCCGAUGAUCCACCACCAGAUCUAACCCCAGAACAAGUUACAGCCAUAUUACGAACGAAUGAAUCGUUGGUGCUGAACAAUGCUACUGCAGCUGAAAACGUGCGAUUUUUGGAGAAUUUCCUCGAUGUUCUGGAAUCGAAAAAAUUUGCCAAGAAUAAAAAAUUUGAAGCCAUUCGAAGGAAACAGCGACGAAUCACAUCAUCGGAGAGGCAGCCACAACCGAAAAAAUUAUAUUCAUUAGUCGAUCAUCCAUGGAUUUCACAAGUUGAAUCGAAUCAAUUGGCCUCAAAUCAUCCAAUCGAGGAUCGACUACGUGUUUCCACAAUAAAUUUGGACGAUGAAGAUGAUCACAGAUCAAUUAUAUUCGGUGUUUUCGAUGGCCAUGGUGGUGGAUUCUGUGCCGAUGUCAUUGCUCGACGUUUGUUUCAUUAUGUAGCUAUUGGACUGAAAGCUAGACACUUAAAUUUAACUCAGCCUAAAGACACGGCCUCAAUUGAUGCCAAUGAUAUUGCUAAAAUAGUUUCUGAUCAUUCGUUAUCACCAUCGAAUUUCUAUCAUAACAUUCAUUCAAUAUAUGAAGCUGAAGUAGCACGUCGGUUGCAAUCUCGGAUUGAAGAAUUCGAAAUGGAUGCUCUACAAAAAUUUGCCAUCGAUGAAUUGGAACAUCAUCAUGAAAAAACAGAUGAUGUAAUCAAAUCCAUUAUCGAACGAGCUUUCAUCCGCUGUGAUCAAGAUCUUGACCGAGAGAUCGAAUUGAAUCUAACUAAUACUACAUCGAAUCUUUUAUUACACUAUUAUCAUUCACUUGCCGUAUCUGGUUCUUGUGCCACAGUGGCUCUAGUCAUUGACAACAAACUUUACAUUGCUUCAACUGGUGAUUGUCGUGCUGUAAUGGGAUUGCUUCGUGUCGAUGAUCAUCAACAACAACAACAAAUCAGUCAACAAUCCAAACAGCGAUUAUCACCAUUGGAAAAGAAACAAAAAUUACGUGUAAUUGAAUUAUCACGUGAACAUAAUUCCGAUAAUGUUAGUGAAUUGAAUCGAAUAUAUUCAGAACAUCCAAAGGAAGAAAAUAAUUUUAUUAUUCGGGAACAUAGGCUAUUAGGACAGUUGAUGCCAUUACGUGCAUUUGGUGAUUUUCCAUUCAAAUGGUCAGUGGAUAAAAUGAAACAAUUAGGUCUUACACGAGCUUUUGGUAGUCAUGUUAUUCCCACUUUUUAUCGGACACCACCAUAUCUGAUUGUUACACCUGAAAUAACAAUGUUCGAUUUGGAACAAGAUGAUAAUAUGUGGCUUGAUCGAUUUGUCAUAAUGGCUACCGAUGGCCUUUGGGAACAGUUUGAAUCAUCAUAUAAAGUGGUCAAAGCUGUGAAUCGUUAUAGACAAAAUCUUAGUCAACAAAUUAUGGCCUAUACAUCUGCACAGGUGUUUAAAAUUGAACCUGUAAACGAUGAAGAUGAAUAUUCAUCAUCAUUGACAUUGCAAGAGAUUAUUGAUCGUUUAAAUAAACAGGUAAAACAUGGCCCAAUAACAACAUUUAAACGUGUUACAGCCGAUGAUGAUCUUAUCGAAGAUAUUAAUUGUGGUACAUUUUUAUUACGAACUGCUUUAAGCGAUAUUUCAGCCAAUCAAUCAGUGCCACGACCAAAUAUCGGUAAAGUACCAGAAUCAGAUCCAUUAUUAAUGGAACAAGAAGAAGAACGAGAAAAAUUUUCACAUCAUGUUGAUCAAUAUGAACAACAAAAACGACGACAUCAAAAAUUGGUAUCCUAUCUGACAUUACCACAAUCGGUUGUUCGCAAUUUUCGUGAUGAUAUAUCAUUGAUUGUAAUCGGUCUAAAAUAAAAAUGAAACACAUCAUUUUAUUAUUUCCUCACAAACUAAAAAAAAAAUGU